Molecule: messenger RNA, 240 nt
Organism: Prunus armeniaca (apricot)
Lineage: Eukaryota; Viridiplantae; Streptophyta; Magnoliopsida; Rosales; Rosaceae
Source: the annotation of a GenBank genome assembly
AUGUACCAGGGGAAAACAAUCCAAUUCAGGGAUUGUUUGACUAGUCAACAUGGCAGAGCCAUUCCUCAAUUCACCAUGUGGCUAGGGAGCGAGCCAUCCAACCGGGGGACUAACUCUCAACCAGCACGUACAGCCGACACAGUCAAAGCUUGUACGCCUGAAAUACCAGUCCUACGCGUGCAGACUACCCCAAAUCCAGGGUCCACAGCAACAUCCCCUCAAGGAUGUCUUGAGUUCUAA